GCACAAGCCGAAUUAAAUAAUUCAGGAAUUUUGAACAUGAGUGUCUUCGUAUGUGUGACCUCAUCAUAUUGUUUGUCAUAUGUGUAUCUGUGAACUAGGGCAUUCCUUGUCUCAAAGAAAAUCAAAUCUCCCAGUUUUUGGUGCGCGAUUAGAACGUUUGGUAUUUAGCGAGAUUAUCGAUCAACACGAUAUUGAAUCAAAAAUGUCGACACGAAGAUCUGGACCAGCACCACAGAUACAACCCCAGCUAUCCCUUUCAUACGGAGAACCAGAGAAAAAGCAGCGCAGCAAGUGUAUGACAUUUGUGUGUUGCAUGUGGAAAGUGUUUACUUGCAUUUUCUCGCACGUGACUUUGGUAGCUACAGUGGUAGCGUACUGUUUUCUUGGUGCAUUUACCUUUGAGCAUUUAGAAGCCGAAAAUGAACGCAACGUAAAAAAAGGUAUAAGUUCGAUUCGGGAAAAUCUAACGGACUCUAUAUGGAAAAUGACAAACGAUCGGCCAGUGUUACAUCAACAAAAUUGGACAUCAACUGCCUUAUCUCAUUUACAGUCAUUCGAAAAAGAAAUACUGACGGCCAUGAAAAAAGACGGUUGGGAUGGCAACGAAGACGUAAAUCAAAUUCAGUGGACAUUUUUUGGUGCUCUUUUUUAUUCCAUUAUUGUCAUUACAACAAUCGGUUACGGUCACAUUGCUCCCAAAACGUACAUGGGAAAGAUAUCAACCAUAUUCUACGCGAUUCUCGGGAUUCCACUUAUGCUGUUGUGUUUAUCCAAUAUUGGUGACAUCAUGGCCAGUUCAUUUAGGUUCCUGUAUUGGCGCGUUUGCUGUUAUGUUUGUACACGUGAACCAAAGAGACCUAGUUCUAGACGCAGUCGAAAUAGUCGAGGUACUGUUAGACAAAGUCGUAGUUCCAUGCGAACCGGACAAGGACCAGGGUCAUUAAGAAGAUCUGUUCGUAACUCACAAAGGUCCGCAGAUUCUGGAUUCGACCCUUACUACGAACCGGGUUUAUCGCAUUCCUAUUCUGAUACAGAUUGUAGAUACAAUGCGGCAAUGGAUGAUCCAUACUAUACGGAAAACGAUCGAAGGGUAAAUCACCAAGCCAAUCAAUCUUUGAAGUAUGACAUGCCAAACUCGAGCGGAGCAGGUGGUCAGCGUCAGAAAAUGCGUGGACCUUCAAACGCCGACGCCUUUAUCGACGACGACUAUUUACUAGAAUCGCAGUCACUGAAACGACCUCCUACACAAUCUCGUGCCGAAUCUGCCGGGACAGACCACUCCCAAAGGUCGCUUCAGAAAUCUCGACUAAUUGAAAAGGAAAAGGAAUAUAGGAAAAGAGCAGGUGAAAAUAGAGCUCAAUCCAUGGAUAGGCGUAUGUUUCAACAUGACUCCCAAAUGGACGAAGAUUCGCCGUGCAAAACGCCAAUUCUAUGCAACAAGUAUGCCAUAGAGAACCAUGAUGAGCCGGUGAAACAAACCAGAUCGAACCCUCGUAGCCAGUCAAUGCCACGGCAAACACGAUAUGGAGAUCGCUUGCUACCUGAUCGUCUGCCAUACUAUACAGAAGAUAAUGAAUUGGCCGAAAUGCAAACAGUACGCAAAUCAUUGCCGAGGCGUCGCGAGCCUCGUCCUGUCCCAGCUCCUUCGCCACGCAUUAUGUCACCAAUGGGAUUUGCGGUUCACCGUCAAGCACGCCAUUUGCAGAAUGUAAUGGACGAUAAUUCGCUCUAUGAUGAUGAAUGGGAUAUGCAUAGUGGUGAGUUGCCACCUUCUUCAAUCGUGCGACCUGUACCAAUUUGGUUGUGCGUUUUCCUGGUCGUGAGCUAUAUCAUCGCUGGAGCAUUUAUGUUUUCUGAAUGGGAGGAAUGGAGUUUCUUAGAUUCAGCGUAUUUUUGCUUUAUAACGCUCACUACUAUUGGUUUUGGGGAUUUCGUGCCUGCUCAAGGAGUCAAAAAUGAUUCUGAAAUUUCAAUAGCACUCUGCUCACUGUAUUUGUUGUUUGGAAUAGCUCUUCUAGCCAUGAGUUUCAAUCUAGUGCAAGAAGAAGUUAUUUCAAAUGUGAAAAGCGUUGCUCGACGACUCGGCAUUCUCAAGGAAGAAGAAAUGGAUGAUUAUUUAGUAGUAAUGGAACGAAAACGAUCAAUACGACGUCGGCAGAAGCCACCAUUUGCGGAAAGAGCAAAAGAUCAUUGCCGCAAUUUCACCGCAUUCAUGUUUAGUAAUGUCGGAAUUAUUUUUCUCGUGGUGUUAUAUAUGAUCGCAGGUGCUUUCAUGUUCAUAGCGAUAGAAGGGAACGAAGCAUUGGAAAGGUUUGCUCAAAUACCUUCUAAGAGAAAUGAAACAGCAAUGAAGUUAUGGCAAAUAUCUUGCUGUGAAGUGAAUGUUUUCAACAAAAGCAAUUUCGAAGAAAAAGUGGGAAACGAAAUACGCGCCUAUCAGGAGAAGAUUGUGCUUUGGGCCCGACGAGGGUGGCAAGGUAGUGAUAUUACGCUGGAAAGUGAAUCUCCAUGGAGUUUUUCUGGCGCAUUUCUAUAUUCAUUAACAGUGAUCACUACCAUAGGAUAUGGUAACAUUGUUCCAAGGACUGAAUGGGGUAAAAUUGCUACUAUUUUCUACACCAUUAUCGGUAUGCCACUCUUUCUGCUUUAUCUUUCAAACAUAGGAGACAUUUUGGCUAAGUCUUUCAAAUGGAUUUAUGCCAAAUUUUGUUUAUGUCGUGUGUGCCCAGGAGUAGCAAGGAGACGUGCUAUGCGAGCUAAACGUAGAGCACGUACAGAGGAACGCGACUACUCGUCCGAGACAGGAGAAAAUGGAUUCGAUACAUAUACAUUAUCGACUUCUAACGUUGACGAUGAAAUUGAGGAAGAAAUAACUGCCGAAACAAAUACUGUCACCGUUCCAAUAACCAUUUGUAUUAUGAUAAUGAUAGGGUAUAUAUUUUUCGGAGCUCGUCUUUUCGCUGACUGGGAAAACUGGGACAUUCUUGAUGGAAGCUACUUUUGCUUUAUUUCGCUAAGCAGUAUAGGUUUCGGAGAUAUUGUUCCAGGUGCCUCACUUCAAACGAAGGGAGAUACGAAAAUGGAAAUAAGCUUUAUACUGUGUGCCGUAUAUUUACUACUUGGAAUGGCUCUCAUUGCCAUGUGCUUCAAUCUGAUGCAGGAACAAGUCAUUUAUAAGAUUCGUUCUUUGAAGAAAUGUGUGAGAGGUUGUUUCCACUGCGCAAAGCCGAUCCCAGUACCCAUCGAGGAAGAUACGGUGGGCUGAAAAUGUGCUUUCUUUAUCCACAUUAUUGGAAGCUGUUAAAGACAAAUUAAAAACAUGAGUUUAUAUUUAUUUAAAGACAUCACUGAAAAGCAUUGCAGAUUUAUUAAAAAUAUGAAUAUUCGGAAAAUAAGCGAGAACAUUCCAAAAAAUUGACGUUUAUUUAACACCGUGUUCAUUAAAUUUUCCGUGUUGUUUAAUCGGGGUACCCAGGUACCCCGUUGAAAUUACUAAUGUAGUGUCAAAUGACUAUCAAACCGUCAUCGGUAAAUUGAUGCAAAUAAAAAUAUUUCAU
This is a messenger RNA of Anopheles darlingi, 3557 nucleotides long. RefSeq lists its product as uncharacterized. Lineage: Eukaryota; Metazoa; Arthropoda; Insecta; Diptera; Culicidae. Bases 80 to 3265 code for a protein of 1061 amino acids. Gene Ontology annotation, molecular function: potassium ion leak channel activity. Gene Ontology annotation, cellular component: membrane. The transcript has 20 exons. Gene Ontology annotation, biological process: potassium ion transmembrane transport; stabilization of membrane potential. The record is from RefSeq and is a predicted model, not a curated record.